AUGAAUUACAUAUUUGGGAAACCGAAAACCAAAGCUACCGAACUUAAUAAUGAAAAUAAGGGCGUUAAAUUUUUAAACAGAGCUAAAAAUAAUUUUAAUGGUAUUAAUAAAAAUACUGCAAAUACGCAAAAUUCAUCAUUUGGACAAAAGAAUACACUUAUUAGAAAUACCAAUUUUAAACCACGAACAAAUAAUAAUGCAUUUAAACCACCCCCCAGAGGAAUUAUCAAAAGUAAUCAAAAUGCUCUUCAUAAAAAUCCACAAAUAGAUUCUAAUAAGCAAUCGCACAGUGAACUGAGGAAUGGAAGUAAAAACAACUCUCUACCCAAUACAAGAAACAUCGAAAAUAAUAAUAACACAACAAAGUCAUAUCUCAACAGACCAAUAAUACACAAUAAUGCAAAAAAAUAUGCUAGUGCUGAUAACAAUGUUAUGAAAAAUGCUAAUAAAAAUAACAUUAAAAAUAAUAGGAAUUCGAGGUUAUAUAAUAAUGCAUCUUAUAACAGUGAAAACAAUGAAGUAAACAAUAAGAAAGAUGAUAGCAUAAAUAAUCCAGAAAGCAUACUAUAUACAUACACAUCCCCAAUAAAAAGAAAAUAUGAAGCUGUAAAUAAUACAAAUCAAAAUACCGAAAAUGAUAACAACAAAACGACCUCAUUAAAUAAAAAAUAUGCUCAAAGAAAUUAUUAUUUCGAUAAUAAUGUAUCAACAUAUUAUAAUAACCAAAUUAAUAAUGAAAAUAACAAUUCAAAUAACAUAAAUGAAAAUGUGAAUAAUUAUAAUAAUUUUUAUUCCAAUGAAAAACUAUUUAAUAAUAGCGCAUUAGACGUAUCGUAUAUAACCUGCAAAGCAGGGAGUAAUGUAAAUACAGGUAACGAAGUAAAUAUAAAUAAUAAUGCAAAUAAUAGCAUUAAAUCACAUUCAUUAGCAAGAAAUUAUGACAACCAAAAAAAUAACGAUAAUAUUUUGAAUAAUUCAAAUUGCGAUCCGAAUUAUAAAUAUUAUUACCAUGAACAAAACGGACAACAUAAUCUGGAUAUUCAUAUAAAUAAAAAUUUAUAUACUAAUGAUAAUCCCCCAGAUGGUAACAACAGUAACCUUCCUUAUUAUCUUAAUUCCAGCGCUUUAAGAAGUAAAGAAAUUCGAGAAUCACGAUAUUUAGCUGAUACACAUAGUGAAAAAAUGAUGAAUAGCACAAACAACAAUGACGUGUUUAAUACAUGUACAGUCGAUAGAUUAAGCGAAGAAAAUUUUAAUUCCUAUGUCAAAAGAAAAUCGCAUAACAAAAAUACAUUUAGUGUCGUUAACAACUUGGAUGGCAUUACUACAAAUCAUAUGGCCAUUAAUAAUAAUCGAAACGAAUCGAACAAUUCUAAAAAAGUUCAUAAUUUAAAUAUGAAUAAUGAAGAUAAUCAACUAAACAAUAUAGCAAAUAAUCAAGAAUCAUCAUUAAAAAAUAGUAUCAUUGGAUCGAAUAUUGUCGAUUUUAAAAAUAUAUCAAUGGCAAUUCCACUUUCUGAAGGUAAUUUAUUAAGUCAUAAAAGUGAAAAUGGUAGCGUGAAACCCCGUAGAAGUAGCAGCUAUAAUAAUAUGAAUACUAAUUCAGUACACAAUUUCCAGGAUGAUUCAUCUUACUUUAACAAGUAUAGAGAUAUGAAUAAUAUGCAGCAAUAUAUUAAUAAAAAUGAUAAUAGAAACAAUAAAAUAAUGAGCAGGUAUAAUAUUGAUACAUAUAUAAAUAAUGAUAAUGAUUAUUUAUACUUUCGUAAUAUUAUUAAUAAUAUAACACAAUAUAAUAGUGAGGAAAAUGAUAUUGAUGAUUUAUGUAAAACAGUUAUGAAUAUAAAUGACUAUUCAUUAAAUUUUGAUGGGGAAAAUGAGGGCAUAAAUGAAAUAAUUGAUAUAACCAAUAAUGUUAAUAAUAAUAUAAUAAAUAUACAACAAGCUAUUUAUAACAAAAAAAAAGUUGUCCAAGAUAAAAGAAAUGUAGUUAAUGAAGAAUAUGAAAUAAUUUCCCAAAAAUUAAAAGAUUGUGAAUCUAUAUUUUGUGAUACUAAUGAUGAAACUGGAGAAAAAAAAUUAAAAGUUUUUUAUGAAAUUGAUGAAAAAAAAAACAUACUUAAAAAUAAAUAUCAAGUGAAAAAAAUGUUAUUAAAAAAAGCUCAGUAUAAAAUUGACAAAUUACAAGAAUACACUGAUGCAAUUAAACUUAAAACAAUGGCGAUAUCAAAAAAAUACAAACGAACCUAUCUACUCAUUGAGGAAUUAUUUAGAUUAAAAAUAAUAAAAGACAAUGAAAAUGAGUUGGAAAUUUGUUUAAUCCCCAAAAAUACAGAAACCAAUAUGUGGCAUAGAUUACAAUUAGACAAAAAGGAAAUGACACCAGAAGCAUGUGAUUAUUUGUGGAGUCAAAUUGAAUCUUUUGUCGACAAAAAAACUUUUGAUAAUUAUUUUUGA
This is a messenger RNA of Plasmodium vinckei vinckei, 2457 nucleotides long. Its product is annotated as conserved Plasmodium protein, unknown function. Lineage: Eukaryota; Apicomplexa; Aconoidasida; Haemosporida; Plasmodiidae. Bases 1 to 2457 code for a protein of 818 amino acids. The transcript has a single exon. The record is from RefSeq and is a predicted model, not a curated record.